AUGGUUGCUAAGGAGAGCAUUAAAUCAGUAAAUGAUGCUUGGCUUACUGAAUGGACGCAGGGUGAUACUGGUAAAGAUCAACCACAUGUUAGUGAUAAUCAAUCGUCCAAUAAAUUGUUACCUACUGAAGAUAAUUCGAAAAGAAAUGGGCACGCGAAUCCGGAUGAUACAGAAGCAUAUAAUGGCGAAAUUAUGGAUGAUAAAUGCAAUCAUGACAACGCUCAGCAUUAUUGCUACAGUGAUAAAGAUGGUUCGGAGGAAGGAGACUUAAACGAUGUGUUACCGAUACCACCAGACGGUGGUUAUGGAUGGGUGAUCGUAUUUGCUGCAUUCAUGUCAAACUUUGUGGUUGAUGGUAUCGCUAAUUCGUUUGGUGCCUUUAUGAGUAUUUACCAAGACCAUUUCAAUGCAUCGAAAGCUUUGGUUUCGCUAAUCGGUUCCCUAUUGAUCGGUUGUUAUUUGCUGAUCGGACCAGUUGCCGGUGGAUUGGUGAAUAAAUAUGGUGCUCGAAUGGUCGUCAUAAUUGGUUCAUUUAUAGCCGGUUUAUCGUUUUUGGUUUCAAUAUUUUGUUCGAAUAUCUACAUGUUUAUGAUUUCCUAUGGAUUUCUU
Messenger RNA from Acanthocheilonema viteae, 609 nucleotides. Lineage: Eukaryota; Metazoa; Nematoda; Chromadorea; Rhabditida; Onchocercidae. The record is from the annotation of a GenBank genome assembly.